This is a messenger RNA of Fusarium sp. VM40, 4392 nucleotides long. NCBI's taxonomy places the organism in Eukaryota, Fungi, Ascomycota, Sordariomycetes, Hypocreales, Nectriaceae. The record is from the annotation of a GenBank genome assembly.
AUGCCGUGUGUUUCUCAAUGCCUGGCGAUAGCCCUAGUGGCUGCUGUGGCUACUUCUGCGUCCCCGUCAGUCAACGUAGGCAUGAACGCUGCCUUUCCUCGUGGACCAUAUCUACUUGAACUCCUUGAAACUGCUGCUGAAGAAAACUCGACCGCAUACUUCCCACUUCUCGAUAAGAUUGCCAGCGGUCACUUUGGAUCAGCCUCUUCGGACGCAGAGCUCUACGAUCAAUUUCUCGAGGUUCUCCAACAAAGCGGGCAUAUCACCACACCCGAUGCGCUUUCAACUUUCAAGCUUUCUCUGUCGUUACGUGCUGCUGCGCCGCGGAUUGAAGCACACUAUCAAUACUACAUUACGGCUGUUGAUCCCAAGACCAAAAUCGGCGACGCCGACGACUGCCAAACUUGGGCCUUCAUAGACAAUAAGAAAUACUGUUCCCCAGCACUUGAUACAGUGGUAGACAGCGACCUAUCUGCUAAACAAUUGAACGUGUUGCCUUUUGAUCGAGUUCUGGGUCUUGGGAAGGAUGCUGUCCUCUAUGCAGACCCUACAUCUGCCUCUUUCGGCCCCUUUCACGAUUCCCUUUCUAGAGCUGCGAAGCAGGGCAGUCUCUCAUACCGAUUGCGAUAUCGCCGAAGUUCUGGUAUUCCUGCCACUCCAUUGUCUGUGAGCGGCUACGGCGUUAAACUGGACCUGAAGAGAACAGAUUACAUCGUUCUUGAUGACCGCGAGGCAGACCACAAAGGUCAAAAGCCUAUCGCAAACGAUGUAGAUCUUGACGCAGACGAAGAGGUCGCUGAUUUGAAACCCCUCUCCACUUCCGAAUUGGCAUCCUUAGGCUUAAAGACCGCAUCAUUCAUUCUGAAGAAUGAGAAUCCUCUUGAUUCUUUGGUUAAAUCAACUCAGGACUUUCCCAAAUUCUCGGGGUUCAUUGCUGCACACGAGGUUACCAAAGAAUUUGCUGAUGAGCAGGAAAAGAAUGUGGCUGGUGGUAUCCCUAGCGGUAUCAACUUUAUCUGGAUGAAUGGCGUUCAACUUAUUGAGCGCCAAAUUGAGCCCUUCAAUUUGGUUGAGAUGAUACGACGUGAGCGCAAGCUUAUCGAUGGUGUCCGCGAACUUGGCUUUAAUGGUCAACAAGCCGUUUCACUCUUGGGCCACCCUCAGAUUGCUAGUUCCAAAGCCGAUGACGAAGCCCCUCGAUUUGACUGGACUGAUCGAUUGGAGGAUGAUAAGGCUCUUAUAUGGCUCAACAACCUCGAGAAGGACCCUCGCUACCAAAAGCUUCCAAGCGAUUUAACAGCGUUGCUCCAACGCACAUAUCCUGGGCAGCUCCCACAGGUCGCACUCAACCUCUUCCAUAUCGUUGCGCCUGUAGACUUCACAAAUAUUGAAGAUGGAAGAGCUUUUGGCCAGUUGGCACAGUUCAUGCAACGUGGAGUUACCUUGCGCUUCGGCAUUGUUCCCUUGGCGACUACCCCUACCGCUGCCGCUCAAGCUAAGGUUGUUUACCAUUUGAUGGAAACAUAUGGGCUUGAGGCUCUCAUAACUUACUUACAAGAAAGUGAAGAAGGACCUGACGGCGCAGCUAAUAAGAGGGCAUUCUCCAGGACGAUUGAUGAUCGAGAACCGGUCCCAGGCGCUUCCAAGAUGUCCUUGAGUGAGGUUCUCGAAGCUGAGCCUUAUGUGCAAAGGGUCAAAGCUAGCCAGGCUUGGGCGAGUCGACUCAAUGCAGAUACUACUGUGCGGCCUGUUUUUGUCAAUGGUCUAGCUAUUCCACGCGAAAACAACUGGGUACAGACGAUGGGUCAGCGACUGUCUGAUGAUCAACAAGUCAUCCAAAAGGCUGUGUACUUUGGACAAAUUGAGGAGGGAAUGCCAGUUUCGGGCCUGUUUCUCAACACUGCUCUUUCCAAGAGAAACACUUACAUAUUUCCUGAUGACGACAAAGCUCUUCGCAUCCUCGAUGUCAACAAGCUUUACACAGACUACACAGGAUUGUUCGGCAAAAUCGCCGUUCUUCCCGCUGAUGCUAAGGCUGCCAAAGCAGAUUGGGCUGUCUUUACAGUCGUUGCUGAUCUCAACACGGAUGAUGGCCAAGAUCUCCUCGUUGCUGCACUUGAGUUUAAGCACAAAAGCCCGGGUGUUCGACUUGAUCUUAUUCACAAUCCUUCGUCCCCUACGGAUGCCCAUGCCAUUAAUAGCGCAUUCAAGGUGAACGAAGGUAGACUGAGUGAAAUGAGGAACAAGGAUGAAUUAAAAGCCAUUCUUGAAGCAUCAUGGACAUCUGAAGAUGAGGGUUUCGGUACUGCACUGGCUAGCUUCCUCUCGAUGGCGAACAUUCGACCAGGAACGAAAGGAUUGUUACUCAACGGCCGGGUGGUUGGUCCCUUACCAUCCAAUGUUUCGUUCAAGAAUGACGACUUGCAGCAGCUCUUGGAAUUUGAGCAGCGCAAUAGGAUUCUUCCUGUUUAUGCUGCGAUCGAGGAGCUAGGUUUCACUGAUAGGCUGCUUGAUCCAAUUGCGGCCGCAAAGCUCACCUCUAUCACAGCGCUUUCUACUAUUUCCGAUCUUCCUCAAGGAAUUUUCGAGUCAGCUCCGUCAAUUCGGAGCACUCUCUAUACCACUUGGAAUUCAACGCAUACUGCUAUCGAGGUUGGCAACCCAGAGACUGCCAGCAUUCAUAUCGCCGGUCUCUUGAACCCCAUCAGCGAGCAGGGUCAGAGAUGGGCACCCAUCCUCAAAGUCCUGUCAGAGCUUGAUGGGGUUUACCUCAAACUUUUCAUGAACCCGAAGGAGGUAGUAGGAGAGCUCCCCAUCAAGCGGUUCUUCCGUUACGUACUCAACUCGAAGCCAUCUUUUGACAAGACUGGUCACGUUCAGAGUCCCAAAGCUACUUUUAAGGGUCUGCCUUCGGAGGCUUUAUUGACAGCAGGCAUGGACGUUCCUCCAGCUUGGCUGGUAGCUGCCAAGAAUUCGGUCCAAGAUCUGGACAACAUUAAACUCAGCUCUGCUAAGGCAGACAUUGAUGUGACCUACGAGCUUGAGAAUAUUCUUAUCGAAGGCCAUUCUAGAGAUGGCAAGCGAGGUGCGCCCAGGGGUGCUCAAUUGGCCUUGGCAACCGAAACAGAUCCUCUGGUAACAGAUACCAUCGUCAUGGCCAAUCUGGGAUACUUCCAAUUCAAGGCUAAUCCCGGCUUCUACAACAUACGGCUUAAAGAGGGCCGUAGUUCCAAGAUCUUCUCUAUCGAGAGUGUCGGCGCACAAGGUUAUGCAGCUGUUCCUGGAGACGAGGGUACGGAGGUUGCUCUGCUAGACUUCAAGGGCACGACUCUGUAUCCACGCCUCAACCGAAAACCAGGUAUGGAAGAAUUGGACGUCCUGGAGUCGCCUGACAAGGAAGAUAAAGGCAUUGUCGCAAAGGGCCUCAAAUUUGCCGAAGGUCUCAUCGGAGGUACCAAGUCACCUAAGGAAAUAUCAGCUCAAGAACAUGCUGAAAUCAACAUCUUCAGUGUUGCAAGUGGUCAUCUGUAUGAGCGCAUGCUCAAUAUCAUGAUAGUGUCGGUGAUGCGAAACACCAAACAUACAGUCAAAUUUUGGUUCAUUGAGCAGUUCCUCUCACCCUCAUUCAAGGAAUUCAUCCCCCAUAUGGCAGCCGAGUAUGGGUUCAAGUACGAGAUGGUCACUUACAAAUGGCCUCACUGGCUUCGACAACAAAAAGAGAAGCAGCGUGAGAUCUGGGGAUACAAAAUAUUGUUCCUCGAUGUAUUGUUCCCCCUUUCCCUUGACAAAGUUAUUUUCGUCGAUGCGGAUCAAAUCGUUCGCACUGACAUGAUUAACCUUGUGAACCAUGAUCUUGAGGGUGCACCGUACGGUUUCACUCCCAUGUGCGACUCGCGUACUGAGAUGGAAGGGUUUAGAUUCUGGAAGCAGGGCUAUUGGGCAAAUUAUCUUCGCGGACUGCCGUAUCAUAUAUCAGCGCUCUACGUUGUCGACCUUAACCGCUUCCGCCAACUCGCUGCAGGAGACCGUCUUCGACAGCAGUACCAUGCACUUUCAGCUGAUCCCAACAGCUUGUCCAACUUGGAUCAAGAUCUUCCAAACAACAUGCAGUUUACAAUCCCAAUCCAUAGCCUGCCCCAGGAAUGGCUCUGGUGCGAGACGUGGUGCAGUGACGACAGCCUAGCCAAGGCACGUACUAUCGACUUGUGCAAUAACCCACAGACGAAAGAGCCCAAGCUUGACCGCGCAAGGAGACAAAUUCCAGAGUGGACUGUGUAUGACGAUGAGAUUGCGGCGCUAGAUCGUCGACGCAAGGGUGUUGAGGACAACAAGGAUGAGAGUAUCAAAAACCAGGCAGUAGAGGGAGGAGCACAUAGAAAGGAUGAGCUUUAG